Molecule: messenger RNA, 2125 nt
Organism: Drosophila busckii
Lineage: Eukaryota; Metazoa; Arthropoda; Insecta; Diptera; Drosophilidae
Product: alpha-L-iduronidase
Exons: 4
Coding region: 82-1998 (638 amino acids)
Biological process (GO): carbohydrate metabolic process
Molecular function (GO): L-iduronidase activity; protein binding
Source: RefSeq, a predicted model, not a curated record
ACACAAUUAAUUCACAAUUAAUGUGCCAAAGUGAAUACUAAAUUCGAAUAUUUGCCACGUGCUAAGGAAUCCUUUUUUGUUAUGGAAUUGUGGCCACUGCAGUUGCUGCUGCUGCUUGCGUCGCUGCGUGUGCAUCCUGGCCACACCCAUGACCAUGCCCAUGCCCAUUACAGCGAGGAUGUGGUUUAUCAUCAGCUGCCGCGUUUCUGGACAAGCGUAGGCUUUUGUCCCGCUGGCGAGAUAAAUCAUCAUGGGAUUAGCAGCGCCUUGACGUCGCCUGCAUUGCAGCUGCAGCUGCGACAACUGGCAGCGCUGCCGGUGGGUGCAGUUACUCAUGUGCGCAUACAUUGGUUGCUGGAGCUGGUGCAGUUUCUGGAAUACGAUCAGCAGGGUGUGCCGCGCUAUGACUUUGGACAGUUCGAUAACUUUGUGGAUUUGCUGCAGCAGCUGCAGCUGGCGCCGGUGCUGGAGUUUAUGGCCAAUCCCGGUCAUGUGUUCAGCAACAAUGUGGAGCACAAUGCUUUGCUCUGGGAGCAUUUUGUCAAGAGCAUAAUUAAUCAUCAGCUGGCACGACAUGGAGCAGCACGUUUGGCCAAUUGGCGCUAUGAAACGUGGAAUGAGCCGGAUGUGCACAACUACAAUCGUUUGAAUUUUACGGCGGACAGUUAUCUGGAGUAUGUGCAGGCAGUGCGACGUGGCUUGAGUCAGGGCAGCGUGCGGCGCAAGUCCAGGCGCCAGCAGCAUUAUCGUGAGCUGCGUGGUCCAGCGGGCUUGUUCAAGGCCGAGCAGCGUCAUCCGCUUUGCUGGCGUCUGUUGGAGUUGUGUGAGGCGCAGAUAAGCAAGUGCCCCAUCGAUAUACUUAGCUAUCAUCGCAAGGGUGAAGAUGGCAGCGCGGCUGGUAUAGUGAAUGCUUCCUUGUUGCUGCUGCAGCGCAUUUACGAAGAUUAUCCACAGCUCAAGCAGCUGCCAGUGUCCAAUAGCGAGGCUGACCCUGUUGCCGGUUGGGGCACGCCGCGUGAGUUUCAAUCGGAUGUGCGCUAUGCCGCGGUCUUGCUCAGCAACGUGCUGCUCCACUGGCAGGCCAAGCUGAGUGGCGGCGCCUUAGCACAGCUGGAGUCCAUAAGCCAUGACAAUGCCUUUCUUAGCUAUCAUCCGCAUGAGUUUACACAGCGCACGUUGUUGGCGCACUUUAGCAUGAACAAUACGCAGCCGCCCCAUGCGCAGUUUAUACAGAAGCCCGUCUUUGCUGCACUGGGUCUGCUGGCCAAGCUGGGCACACGUGCUGCCAGACUGGAGCAGAUCAAUAUGGAUAGCAAGCAUAGCGUGCAGGUGCUACGAAGCGUUAGCGGCAAUGCGGGCGCACAAUACAUGGCCACCAUCUUUCUGAGUCCGGAGCAGGCGGGACCACAGCUUACAGAGUUUCAUCACAAGUACACGCUCAACAUGUCCAUAGCCAAUGAGUCGGCAUUUAUUACGGAGCUGCUGGUGCCACAGCAAACAGAUCCCGCCCAUGUGUGGCAGCUUGCUGGGAGUCCGCCGUACCCCAAUGCCACAUUGCGUGAGGCCAUGCGUCGCGCUCAAACGCCGCUGCUCUAUAAAUCCGGACCCAUCUGGCAAUACAACAGCGAGCUGGUUGUCAACUCGGCCAGCUUGCCGCUGCCUUGGGUCAUGCUGCUGCGUGUUUGCGCCGCUAGCUGGCCCAAGCUAAAGCGACCACAGCGUCUGUCCAUUGUGGCAGUCACCAAGCGUGAGGUGUUCAUCAGCUGGAGUGAGCAGCCGCGCUCCACGCAGUGCCUCAAGAGCUAUGAAGUGUGGUUCAAGCAGCACGCCAAUGCCAAUUGGCAGCUAAUCUCUCAAGAUUGGCAUCUACCUUAUACCUCAUUUCAAUAUGCACCCACCCUGCCUGACAGCGUUAAUGGUUUCUAUAAAGUGCGCGGCGUGGAUGUUUUCAAUGAGACAAGCGCCUUCUCCCAAAUAGUGGAAUAUCUGGAGUUAUAAUUGAACAACAGUGCAGCAAACAGCAGUAUAUAUAGUAUGGGUUAUUAAUAUAUCGCAUUGAAUACAUUUACAUAUUUAUAUAAACUGAAACAUAAUCAGGCUUUGCAGGGCCGCACGGCGCGCGCUU